Messenger RNA from Acaulospora colombiana, 1665 nucleotides. Lineage: Eukaryota; Fungi; Glomeromycota; Glomeromycetes; Diversisporales; Acaulosporaceae. The record is from the annotation of a GenBank genome assembly.
AUGUUGACAGCGUCAUCACCAACAUGGAUUUGGAGGUCGGUUAUUGAUCACCCAUCAACUAGACAUGAUAACGAGUCGAUUAAUCAAAAUUGUUUUCUCAUUCAGAAAGGAACGUGCCUUUGGUUAAAUAAGAAGAACAUUCUCAAUGAUCUCACACUGACUGACGAGCAGUUCUUGGAUGUUUGCAUUAUUGCCGGUUCACCGCUUAGCCCUGAGUUUAUCAACUUCAACUUUAAAAGCGUCCACGAUCUAAUUAAACAACACCGAAACGGUUUCAGUGCUGUUCAGAGUUACGCCGCGGAUCACGGUGGCGGUGUGAAGGCGAAUUACAUCGAAGCUUUCUGUCGCAAUAGAUGUGCCAUUAAAUAUCACAUGGUGUUGACGGAUGAGGGGCAGGUUAAGCCCAUGAAUGAAGAAUCUUCGCCUAGCGAUAUUCACGAUAUUAUUGGCUAUCGAUUGCCUGAUGAGGUGUACUAUUAUUUGUCAAGAGGGUUGAUGUCUCCUCAGGUUAUCAACACGUUGAUAUCUGGUGUCUUAAUAGAGAAUCCUCCACUGUGCAACGGCGAAACGCAGGAGUACAGACAAUUCCUCAAUAAUCUGCUUCCACUUCGUACGCAAGCCAUGGGCUUGCUCACUCAGCCUCUGCAUCCGUUCUAUCAAUCUAAGCGCGUCGUUAGCUUCUAUUGGUUUGAACCUAGCACUGAACAUAUAUUAAAUCAUAAUGCUGCUCCGAGUGUUCAUGAAGUAUUGAACACUUGGAAUGUCAUGGAAAGGGGAUUGGAGGAAGAGAAAAAGGCACAAAAGACAUCCACGAUUGAUCUUGCUUUUUGUCUGAGGGCGACAGUAACCUCGGAACAGGCUGCAAAAACAGUGAUGCCAAAAGAUAACAACAAGGCUUUGAGCUCCAGAGAUGAGAUAUGUGCGAACGUUUUGUGGAAACUAUUGGAAUUAAGAGAAUUUUUGACACACUCGCAGCACACUCAUACCGUAUGGGGAACCGCCUUCCACAAGGCCUUUAGUGCAUCCAAGUCUAAUAGGGAGUCUCAUCAGGAACAAUUAUUCAUCGCUCUGGAGUUGAUUAGAUUUGGUUGCGUUCACGGUAACCAUUACAGCAAAGCGUACUACUCUGCUCCGAGCAACGUUAGCGAUGAGGAUAAAAAACACAUUCUCCUAAUUUCCAGGACGCUCAGCCUGAUGCCCGCUAAAUUUAAGGGUAUUCCUUGGGUUGGUCCCCUUUGCCGAGAGCUCUUGGCUUUUAACAGUUUCGUAAAAGUGUUGAACCGUUCGUUGCGGAAUCUAUGCGAGAUGUUAACGUUGUCGAUGUUUUUAAACGGCGACUGUGUGAAAGAAAGACAAGAUUAUCUUGACAUCGCGUUGAGCCUACCGUUUUUGUGCGAUGUGAACACUGGAAUGGGAAUAAUAGCAAAGAUCUACUUGGAAAACGUCAUCGCGUUUUCAAAAGAAGGCGACACUAAUAAGGGCUUGAGCAGUUCGUGUAUAAAUGAGGCGCUCAAGAAAAUUGAAGAGAUCUUUACGGCAUGCAUCAGUGCAAAAGCAGACUUGGAGAAUGGUUUAUCGUUUUGGGAUGAGGUAUAUAAUCUUCAAGGUCCAAUUCGUCCCUCCCUUGACAUUACAUUGGCAUCUCUUACAUUAUUUUUCCCAUGA